Molecule: messenger RNA, 6119 nt
Organism: Chiroxiphia lanceolata (lance-tailed manakin)
Lineage: Eukaryota; Metazoa; Chordata; Aves; Passeriformes; Pipridae
Gene: SLC46A3
Product: solute carrier family 46 member 3
Exons: 5
Coding region: 502-1674 (390 amino acids)
Biological process (GO): vacuolar transmembrane transport
Cellular component (GO): lysosomal membrane
Molecular function (GO): transmembrane transporter activity
Source: RefSeq, a predicted model, not a curated record
AGUGUUCUUUUGUCCUACUCCCUGUAUUGAAGGAGUACCAGCUCUUGUAAAUGCAUAUUGAAAAGAAUUAUUCCCUCGUCUCCAUUGAAACUUCUCUGUUAACAGUACUAGUAAGACUGUGUCUUAAGAACUAAUUUCUGGUUUAAAAUGUAACAAGGGAUAUUUGAGGAAUAUUGAAGAUCAAAUUACAAAAGCAGGAGUCUGAAUAUGCAAUUCCUUUGUAUUAGUGAUUACUGUAAUAUAAUGCAUUCUUAUAUAGUAAUGCACUAUAUUUUAUUAUACCAUAAUAUGUCAUAUAAUCUUAUAAAAUUACAUUGUAUUUGGUUUAAUAAUAGUAUAUUUUAUAAUCUAUAAACACAUACUGUGCUAUUCAUCAUAUUGCACCUAAUAAUUAUGUAAAUAAUAUUGUUACAGAUUCCCCCCCCCCAAUGUAUUACAGUAUUUACAAUUAUUUUUAUUUUCUCUUUGCAGGAAGUUCAAGAAAAAGCCUCUGUUUUUAAUAUGCAGUUGGACUUAACUGGGGCAAUUCCCAGCCUUAUAGUUGCCUUUGUCAUUGUAGCUAAUGGGGAUCGCCAGGGACACAAAAGGUCUUUAGUUUUACCAUCAGUGGGAGCAUUGAUUGCUGAUAUUAGCCUCACUGCAAUAUCAUAUUUUUCCUUGUCACUCUCUGUCCUAUUUGCAGUUGCAUUUGUUACUGGACUGUUUGGGAGUAUAGCAACUUUCCUUGGAGGAGGCUUUGCUUUUAUAGCAGAUGGUUGUCAUGAUGAGAACCAGAAAACAACACGAAUAGCUGUAGUGGAUUUGAUUUUUGGAAUUGUAUCGGGAUUGGCAGGACUCUCAUCUGGCUACUUUCUAAGAGGAAUAGGCUUUACAUGGACAUUUGUGACAGCAUCUCUGCUUCAUGUCAUUAAUAUCAUCUAUAUUAUAUUUUUUCUGGAAGAUACCAUAGGUGUAUCUGAAUUCCAGCACAAGGUACCAGUAUCCUAUAAAGAACUUCUUAGGGAGACAUUUUCUGGAGUGUACAUGCUCUUUAAAACUGCCCCUUAUAAAAAGAGAAUUUUAAUAAUUGUGUUACUUUUUGCAUUUAUGACUUAUAUGUUUACUAUGCUUGGUGGGAGUUCGCUUUUUACACUGUAUGAACUGGAUGAGCCACUCUGCUGGAAUGAAGUAUACAUUGGAUAUGGAGCAGCUGCAUUCACUUCUGUCUCUCUGACCAGUUUUUUAGGAGUUUACUUAUUUUCUAAAUGUCUCAAAGACAUUUAUAUUGUCUUUAUUGGGAUAUUUUCUUACAUUGGAGGAAUGAUCAUGGCUGCCUUUGCCAAAACUACCCUGCUCAUGUUUUUAGUGAGAGUGCCAUCUUUGUUCUGCUUUAUGCCUAUUCCUGUUCUCCGAUCCAUGCUGUCAAAAGUGGUUCUCACUGGUGAACAGGGUGCUGUGUUUGCUUGUAUUGCCUGUUUAGAAGUUGUGACCGGCAGUGUUUCAAUUUCAGUUUUUAAUAUUCUGUAUGCAACUACUGUUGCAUGGUUUUCAGGCUUUAGCUUCCUCCUAUCGGCAGGUCUUUGUCUAAUUCCACUGACUGUCCUGUGCUGGCUUCUGUGCACAAGCUGGAAUGGGGAGGACUUGGCUCUGCUGGUACCUGAAGAAGUAUCCAGCAUAGAGAGUGCUGAUAGUUGAACAAAGGAUCCACGUACCUGGGAUUUCUAAUCUCACAUGCAGUGGCAGAGACCAUUAUGUCAUACAGAGACCAUAGAGAUAACACAACACAAUCUCCAAGUGGCCCUGCAGCAAUAAGCACUAAAUUGGUAGCACUCUAUACCCAGUCUUUCAGCACUUGACUAAAGCUAGCUCUUAACUAUGCAAAUAGGCAGGCAGUUGAGAUUGUAAUGCUGCUUUCAGCAUGAAGAAAAAAAUUAGGUAGGGUGAUACUCCUUCCACUUACCCUUUCUCAAGUUUGAGAAUGUUAGGUAUGGAUUGUGAUACAUCUUGUAUCAUUCUAAAUGGGGUGACAGAGAUAAGUUAUUAACUCAGAGGGUGCUGGCAAUUCUGCUGAAGCCAUUGGAGCUUGUGCCAGAUGAGGAUGUGGUCCACUGUGUACAUCUUUAAAGUCCUGUCUUAAUGAUGGAGCCCCCAAACCUUUCUAAAAUUACUAAAAAAGUAUUUUUUUCAGAAAGCAACCAACCUGGAGGCAGUAUUUAACAUCUGCUGUAAGCAGACUUACUGCUCUGCAGCUAGCAGAGAGUGUUUGUGUAAGUAUAAUGUAUGAUGUGUGGACCUUGCCUGUGAUUUAGUUCUUAAAAUGGAUUUUUACACAGAACUUUCAGGAAAUUUCCAGCUUGCAGAGUGUGAAGUUCAGCCUGUGCCUACAUUUUGCAGAGGCUAUAUUGCACAUUUAUAAUUUUCCAUAUAUUAGGGACUGUGUACAGACAUAUCUGUUUUUUGUCCCAGAGAUAUUUCUUAUUUUCUAGUUAAGUUGGUACUUGGUUUAAAUGUUUCUUUUAGUGAAAGGCUGUAAUAGCAUUUCUUAUCAGUGGAUCUUUAUUUUCUUCACAACCCUGAAACGAGGUGACCAAAUUUGAAUCAUGAAUCUAAUCAUCUUGCAACAAAUACAGCAUAAUUAUAUGAGCACUUGAAGAACAUUUCUCAUCUUCAGAGCACUUUACAAAUGCUAUUAAGAACAUCCUUCCAUAAUAGAUAUUCUCUUUCCUCUUGAAUAGGGAGAGAAAUUAACAGAGAGGACAAGUGACAUGCCCAAGGUCACAGUGCAAACUGGUGAGACUGCCAAACCUAGGAAUCAGUUUCAGCUUUGACUCCUCACCUUUUCCCUUGAGAUCUUUAAGCAGAAAUUAUUCUGAGUACUAGCUUCUGGAGUGCACAGUGGAAGUGAAAAUAUAACACCAUGUUAGAGACCACUCCCAUAUGUUGAUUUUUUUAAGAGUUCGACAGCCAAUACUGUUCUGAUCUCUGAAAGUUGUGUGUGACUUGUCCCCCAAAACAGAUUAGACAGAGAAGUCAAAAUCAUGGAAAGUGGCUGACAUUUAGAGAAGAAAACCUCUAGGAAAGCAACUACGAUGUGGGAACUCACUUGCACACAGCAUAGGAUAAAAAUGCACAGACAUAGUAUGUGCUGUAUAACUGAUGACCUGCUUACAGCCACUGAUACCCAUCACAUGCACAGAGAACUCCUGCAGAACUUUUCAGUGGUACUCCACCAAGAAAUAGUAGUACCGCAUCAUGAUGAUACUGUUGUAGAUCCUUCAUAAUUGAACAGCUGCAUCAUUUACAAGUUAUAUAUUGUGCUCACUGAGGUUUGAAAGAGGGUUCAAAUAAGGUAAAGGAGAGCUUACACUAUUCAGGAGACCACUGCCUGCUCAUCACAGGUGAAAACAGUACUAUUUAUCCAGGGCAGGGGGAACAAGUAUUUACACAGCUAACAGCUAUAGCCAGCUCUUACACUUCUGUCCUGAACUACGGAGGCUGAUGUUAGCAAUUAAAGAUCAUUAGCUUUUCCUCGGUAGUUUAGAAACAAGCCAGAAAAUAAAACUGCUUAACUCUCCUCCUUUGAAGUGCCCAAGUUGCUGCCAACUUGUGGGCCGAGUUCUACAAGUGGGUCCAGAACAUAAUGAGUACUUGUAGAGAGAUUAAGAAAACACUGAUGUAAAGGAUUUCAGCACAAAGAUUACAUUGUCUUCCUCCCCUCUUCAUUAUGCAGUUAUGUAAGGCUUUAUGAAAUUAACUAUUUCACAGAAAACUGCCGGGGGAAAAAAAAGGCAAAUGAAGAAGGGGCGUGUGCCUUCACUUCCUCUUCUUUGGUGCACACCUCCGGUAGCACUGAGAAGGCAGCAACAAAGCAAGCCAGUUCCAUAGUGGUGGUGUGUUGGUCCAACUGAGAACAAGCACGUACGCUCCAGGAAUGGCUUUGUUAUGGUUUGCUUUUACUGUACAAAGUACGUGCUGUUUGCAAAGUAUUUCUGGUAGAUGCAGCAUUUAGAACUGGCUGUAAAUUUAGGUCAAACCACCAAGGAUAUGAACGGUGUUAAAAUGCCCAGCCUGGUGCAGGCUGAGGAACCCAAGUACUAAUAUGCUUCAGAUUAAUAAAUCAAAAUCUCAGUUUAUAAUAAUUGCUUUAUUUGUGUAUAAUGCAAAUGAUUUUGAUAUAAAUUAAUAAUGAAGGGGUUUUUUUUUUAACUCUGUUGCAUUUGUAGUUCUUGCACUUUUUAAAAUUUUGACAAAUGGCCAAUGGCAUGACUGGUAGGAGAAUGUGUAAACAGAAGAAGCAGCACUAUGGUAUCAUCUAUUUUUUGUGACCAUAACAAACAAACAGCAGAGCAGGAAGAUGUGCUUUUACCUCCCUCUUGUGCCUGGGGAGAGGAAAAAAAUGCUGCUGAGAACAUCAGUACCAAGAGAAGGCAGGGAACUGCAGAGCAGGGACAGCAUGCCAUGUGGAAGAAGUCAGGGUGGGGGCCUCUGUUGCACCUGCCAGAGCAGUGGAUCUGGAAGCGUUUUCUUUCCUGUGCUCUGUCAGAGUCUGUCCCAGCUCCACUGCCAAGGCGUGGCACGCCUCUCGGGGUUGCUACGUGCAGUAUCUGCUUUACAGAAUGAGGCUUAUAUGAAAUGGGGAGAAUGGGCUGGGGCAGAAAGCCCAGUCCCCAGCCCAACCCCCUGCAGCACUGUCUGAGCAUAACCCUUCCUCUUUAUCUCAAAAGCUCUUUGCCUCAGUCCUGUUUGACUCCCAGUACUUUUAUUAACAGCAUAAAUUCUUGUACAGGCCUCUUACAUAUACUAUUUGCUUCCCAGCCUGGCUAAACCCCUAAGAUUAGCUUCCUUACAUACAUAAUGAACAAUGCACCUUCCUGCCUCUGAACAUGGCUUGAUCUCACCCAGGAUUAUUACAAAGUAUACUAAUUGUUAAACAAAACAAAACCACCUAGAAAUUACAUGCAGCCUCCUAGUCUGCAUCUGGUUCUUCACUGCACUAAUGAGAAACUCUACUGUAAUUACUCGUCUUAAUGUAGUUUUGCUCAGAUGCAAUAGCAUCCAUCUUCCAACACUAGGAAAGGCCAACCAGCUCAAUACACUGAAGUAGGGAGCUGUGAAAUACCAGUAAUUGUACAACUAUUGGCUCCCUGUUUCCUGGAACAGUGCUGGUAGGAAGGCAGACCUUAAAAUCCUCCUGAAAAUCCAUGCCCACACCAUAAAUUGUCCCAGACCUGGCAAGGUAAUCCCUCAGACUUUCUGGCCUAAGCCUUGAACAGUACAGUCUUAUCAGCCCACAAAGGGACCAGGACAGCUAUGGACAACAAAAAUGGGAGUAGAUCUAUGCUUGCAUGUUCAAUUCAUUGGUCCUAUGUUUAACCUCCCUAAGGUAAAAUAAACUCCAAACGAAAUUGCUUGUACUGCAUAGCAGAAGCCUCUAAUCUCUGCAAGUCUCAAGUGAAAAACAAUUUUAGAAGCUUCGCUUCUUAAAUGAAACAAGUUUAAAUAUAAAACCAAAUAAAACCACCAAUAAAGUGUCUCCUACUGUAAUCUUAAUGUUUCUAAUUUGCUGCAAUGUUUUGCACAUAAAAGCACUAUAAACUUUACAGGACAAAAGCUAGAAGCUUUCGCCCACAUAGAUAGGGAAUUUGUAGCAGCUAUAAGCCCACGGAAAAGCACAAGAGAUAUUUGCAAUAGUGAACAGAGGUUUAUAGCAACAUUUUUGCUAAAAUUAUCAACAACAGAACACCAAGAGCACUUAGAAAUUUAACUAAGUCAUUAAAACUUGCUGAAUAAAGAGUUCCAGUCUUAGAAAUAUUGUUUCAAGCUCCCCACAUAUGCCAAAAGAUAACAUUUUUUGAACUGCAGACUUUUUUUCUAAUAUGCCACAUACUAGCUGCCUUGCAGGAUUUAUAUAUGACAUAUGCACAUGUAUGACAUUAAAAAUAAUUGUUACAACCUGAAUUUAAUAAAUAAAGAAAACUUCAGCAGACAAAAACCCUCUCAGUGGUCUGCUCCUUUAAAAGAUGUAUUUAAGUAUCGAUCUCUCAUUCUCCCUUAAUUAAGACUUGAUUUCUGUAAACAUACAAAAAAUUUAUUUGUACCACUUCAUGUUCUUACUGCAGCAGCUUUAUUAGGCACUUUCA